AUGGAUGAGGUAGACUCAUUGUCUGUAUACUUAAUGGAAUACAAAUAUACAAAUAGAUUUCUCCAAAGCAAGACGCACUCGACAGAGAGAACUCAUUCUUCAAGUGAAAGUCGAUCAGUGAAGAGACAAGUGAACAAAGAAAAAUCAUUUUCUAAAGUGUUGGAAAAGAAGAAAACGAAAUUAGAUAAAACUAAAUUAAAGGACUUUUAA
This is a messenger RNA of Clunio marinus, 210 nucleotides long. The record is from the annotation of a GenBank genome assembly. Lineage: Eukaryota; Metazoa; Arthropoda; Insecta; Diptera; Chironomidae.